CUCGUCUUCCGGUCGGAUCGCGCCGCCGCCCGCCUACCUUCUUCCACCUCUCGUCGCUGCGCUCCACGCCCAAAUCGCAUCGGCCUUUUCCCCUCCUCAACGCCUCAGCCUCCCCCAUCGCGGGCUCCCAUAUCCUUUCCCCACCCCCACCGAAACUCCCACGAUGGCAGCAUCACAGAGGUCAACGGAAAGGAGGGCGUCGAGGUGCACCCCAGUGACGGCGCGGGCCACGCUCGUAUUCGAGAUCGUCGGGUACAGCCUGCAUAAGGGCAUGGGCGUCGGCAAAUUCAUCCGGUCCACCACCGUCUCCGUUGGCGGGCACCAAUGGUGCAUCCGCUACUACCCAGACGGGACAGACACACACGCCAACAGCCAGGGCCACGUCUCAGUCUACCUGGAGCUCCUGAACAAGGGCGCUAAGGUAAGGGUGCUCUUUGACUUGAUGUUGAUCAACCACGUCAGUGGGCUGGCGUCAUCGGUUUUCGCAGUCUUGAAAUCCCCGGUAGUGUUCGAUCCCCACAACACCAGUGGGAUUGGGACCAGUUAUACUUGGGGUACUCCAAGUUUUAAGAAGAAGAGUGAGCUGGAGGAGUUGCCUUAUCUGCGGGAUGACCGUCUUGUAAUUGAGUGUGAUCUAACUGUCAUCAAGGAGCCACUUGUUGCGACCACCGCAAUAACAGCUGAGGUCCAGAUUCCACCCUCAGACUUGGCAGAAAAUUUCGAAAAAUUGCUAGAGGUGGCCGAGGAAGCAGAUGUGACAUUCGAGGUUGAAGGUGAGAUUUUUCCUGCACAUAAGAUUGUGCUCGCAGCACGGUCUCCAGUCUUCAAGGCAGAGCUGUAUGGACUGAUGAGAGGCAAGUGUGGACAGAACAUAACCAUCGAAGACAUGGAGCCUACUGUUUUUAAGGCAUUACUUCACUUUAUCUACACAGAUCUAUUGCCUUCCAUGGGCAAACUUGAUGAUGAAGAGAAAAAGGAAAUGGUCAGGCACUUACUAGUGGCUGCAGAACGGUAUGCAAUGGAAAGGAUGAAGAUGAUGUGUGAAGACAUUCUUUGCAAAACUCUUGAUGUUCAGACUGUGGCAACCACGUCUGCUCUAGCUGAUCAGCAUCACUGUAGCAGGCUAAAAGAUGCUUGUGCUGAAUUUAUCAUGUCUUCAAAUAGAUUGGAUGAUGUGUUGGCAAGCCAAGGGUAUGUGCACCCGAAGAAAUCAUGCCCCGUUGUCUCAGUAAAUAUCUUGGAGAGUAUUAUGAAGCUUCUCAAAUUUUAGUGUACCCAUCGUCCCAUCCUGGGUUAGAAUAGUUAGUUUAGUUAACAUGUAACCACCUGGGAUGAAGUAGUCUUAUGCUUCAACUUUCACUUUCCAGAGAGGUAGUGAUCAUAUCGAGGAGACAAACUUAGUAGAUAUGUUGGAAAAGGCAAGUAAGUCUUGGAAGUUUUGGAAGUUUAGUAUACACGUAUCUUGGAUUCUCGUGUUAGCUUCCGCUAGUUACUGAAUACAUAGCCACCUGAAUUCAGCUUGUCCUGUCCUUUUAGUUUUCAGAGAUGUUUGGAGUCUUUGUAAGAUAUAAAUUGUUUUUCAUGUCCUUUAGUUUCUA
This is a messenger RNA of Triticum dicoccoides, 1598 nucleotides long. Its product is annotated as BTB/POZ and MATH domain-containing protein 2-like. Gene Ontology annotation, molecular function: protein binding. The transcript has a single exon. NCBI's taxonomy places the organism in Eukaryota, Viridiplantae, Streptophyta, Magnoliopsida, Poales, Poaceae. The record is from RefSeq and is a predicted model, not a curated record. The coding region runs from base 164 to 1270 and encodes 368 amino acids. Gene Ontology annotation, biological process: protein ubiquitination.